GAUGGCAAAAUGCAGUCAUCGGUUUUGGCAGUGGAAAAUGCUGCUGUUCUUGCUUUUGUCUUGCUUUUUUCUUUCUGCAAACGGACAGAUACGGUAUUCCAUUCCGGAGGAGAUGAAGAAAGGGUCGCUCAUAGGUAAUGUAGCGCAAGAUUUGGGGCUGGAUUUAAAAAGGCUUCGCUCGGGUCGAGCGCGUAUCGUGACGGGAGAAAGCGCUCAGUACGCGGAGCUGAAAACAGACAAAGGGAUUCUAGUCGUGAGUGAGAGAAUAGACCGAGAGCAGCUUUGCGGCGACGUCACACCAUGCAGCUUCAGCUUCGAGAUCAUUCUAGAGAACCCAAUGGAGCUGCACCCAGUAACCAUUGAAAUAUUGGAUGAAAAUGAUCACGCGCCGUCGUUUCAGAACAAAGAGCUAAAAUUCGAGAUUAGCGAGUCUGCAGCGCUGGGUUCACGCUUUUUGUUGGAAAGCGCGGAUGAUCAUGAUGUAGGCGUGAACUCGCUGCAGAAUUACAUUUUAUCCACGAAUAACAAUUUUAUUUUAAAGCAGCACUCAAAUCCUGACGGAAGUAAAUAUGCAGAAAUGGUUUUACAGAAAGCGUUAGACAGGGAGGAGCAUCCUCAUUUGUCUCUGAAGCUGAUUGCUGUUGAUGGCGGAAACCCGCAGAGGUCUGGCUCCGUUAUUAUAGAUGUUACUGUUUUAGAUGCCAAUGACAAUGCUCCUGUGUUUAACCAGACAGUUUAUAGGGCAUCUGUUAUGGAGAAUGCACCGAAAGGCACUUACAUUACUACUGUUAAUGCCACCGACGCAGACGCUGGUUCGUAUGGGCGAAUAACUUAUAAUUUCUAUAAACAAAAGGGAGCUGCUGCGCAGUUGUUUAAUAUUGACAGCAACACCGGCAUUAUUUCUGUUGUUGGAGAAAUCGAUCACGAAAAGGACACUAAAUUUGAACUUACAGUUGAAGCUCGAGACCAGGGAGGAUUAACAGAUUCGAGUAAAAUUACAUUGGAUGUCAUUGAUGUGAACGACAAUGCGCCUGUCAUUAACGCCAUGUCUUUCUCGAGCACAGUAUCUGAAGAUGCGCCACCCGACACCACAAUUGCGAUUAUUAAUGUUAAAGACGCUGACACCGAUGAUAACGGCAGGGUCAGUUGUUUUAUUGAAGGGUCGGAAGAUUUUGUCGUAAAAUCGACUUUAAGAAAUUAUUAUUCUUUAGUCACAAAUGUUAUUUUGGAUCGCGAGAAAUUGUCUGAGUACAACAUCACUGUUGUCGCCACUGAUUCCGGAAAGCCGCCUCUAACAAGCAGAAAAACCUUUAACCUAAAAGUAGUUGAUGUUAAUGAUAAUGCCCCAGUUUUUAGGGAAAGAGUUUACAACUCCUAUUUGCCAGAGAAUAAUUCACCUGGCGUUUCUAUUCUCAGAAUUAGAGCUCACGACCCGGAUGAAAAUCAAAACGCGCGUAUAUCCUACAUCCUAGAGGAGAGCGAUUUGGGUGGGUUUCCUGUAGGCACGUAUGUUUCUGUUAACGCAGAGAGCGGGGUGGUACACGCAGUGCGCUCGUUUGAUUAUGAGCAGAUCAAAAACAUUAAGGUAACCGUUAAAGCGCAGGAUGGCGGCUCUCCGCCGCUUUCUAGCAACGUAACAGUGAACAUUUUCAUCCAAGACCAGAAUGACAACGCGCCUCAGGUUCUGUAUCCGGUCCAGUCAGGCGCUUCUGUGGUGGCUGAAAUAGUGCCUCGUUCGGCAGAUGUGGGUUAUCUGGUGACUAAAGUGGUGGCUGUUGAUGUGGACUCUGGACAGAACGCCUGGCUCUCCUAUAAACUGCACAAAGCCACAGACAGGGCGCUGUUUGAAGUGGGCGCACAGAAUGGAGAAAUCAGAACUGUCCGGCAAGUGACAGAUAAAGAUGCUGUCAAACAAAGACUCACUGUUGUAGUGGAGGACAACGGGCAGCCCUCUCGAUCAGCUACAGUCAAUGUUAACGUGGCGGUGGCGGACAGCUUCCCUGAGGUGCUCUCGGAGUUCACCGACUUUACGCAUGACAAGGAAUACAACAAUAAUCUGACUUUCUAUUUGGUUCUGGCAUUAGCAGCAGUCUUGUUUCUUUUCGUAACAUGUUUAGUCAUCAUUAUUUCUGUUAAAAUCUACAGAUGGAGACAGUCUCGUCUGUUUUACAAGUCCAGUCUUCCGAUUAUUCCGUAUUAUCCGCCGCGUUACGCGGACACUGUUGGAACAGGAACACUGCAGCACGCGUAUAAUUAUGAGGUUUACAGAACAACCGAUUCCAGAAAAAGUGACUAUAAGUUUGUCAGACCUGCAAGUCAAAACGUGUUGAUAGUGGAUCCUAAUUCUACAGGAACAGUGCAGCCCGCACACACGGAGAACAACAUGCUGGAUGGAUUAGAUUCGCCGGUAGAGCAAAAACCACCCAGUGCAGACUGGCGUUUCACCCAGAAUCAGAGGCCUGGGCCCAGCGGAGCUGCUGCCACUCCUGAGGUUGCCGUGGGAACCGGACCCUGGCCCAAUCCUCCCACCGAAGCCGAGCAACUGCAGGCGCUGAUGGCCGCUGCUAAUGAAGUCAGCGAGGCCACCAACUUUCUGGCUCCAGGCACCAUGGAUCUGAGCACCCGCUACGGCCCUCAGUUCACCCUGCAGCACGUGCCUGAUUACCGGCAGAACGUGUACAUCCCGGGCAGCACCGCCACUCUGACCUCCAACCAGCAGCAGCCCCAGCAAGCCCUGCCUCCACCGCAGGCCUCCGCCGCCAUCGCCGUCGCCCAGCCAGAGCCACCUAAAGCCGCCCAAACCCCCGCCAGCAAGAAGAAAGCCACCAAGAAGGAGAAAAAGUAGAGCGUUUACGGUAUGAAGCAUAGGGGGGGUUACGUUAGCAUAGCUGGACCACUCAAUCCUGCGCUGGAAGAUCUGUAACUAUUUAGAGAGAGAGAGAAAUACAUUAACACGUCACUUUCACAUACAAAUACUGAUUUGUUUUUGGCAAAACAACAUUCGAUUUUCAUGUUUUCUCUCGCAUUCGCCAAGUUUAUGCGACGCUAUAUUCCUGCAUAUAUAUGUAUCUAGCCAAUAAUGUAUUUACCGUGAUCAUCUGGACAGGAGGAGAUGUGUUAUUAUAACUACAACAAUCAUGCUAUUGAUUAUAUGAAGACAUUGCUGUAUUUCCUGAUGUGCCCAGUAGGAUGUCGCGAUGUUUGUAAAGCGCAUCUAGAGUUUUCUUUCUGUUAUCGUUCGCUGAAAUACCACUAUUGACUUAUUUUCGAUGUAGAUGCGAGUCGGGUGAUUAUUGCUGCAUGCCAUUUUUGUUUUUUUGCGCUAUCGAUAAUCACCUGACGUAUACAAACACCCGUCCACAAGUCACAAAGCAGUUACGAGCAUCCACUUUUAUUGUGUUUUCCUUUUAACAACCUGAGAAUGAAACCCCCUGUGUAUCUCUGAGCCAGAUUUCGGUCGUUUUUUUAUGUUCGUUGAAUGUUUUUGAAGCAUUAAGUGAUGUCCGAGCCAUUACAUGAUCGUUUAAGCGUCCAUUAUCUUUAUCGUCCUUAGAAUUCAGUAUUUCUGGGUUAUUCUAGAAGUGUUUAUCAGAGUUUACUUUGACAGCAAAAUUUCCUGACAUUGUGAGUUAGGCUGAAAUGAGUUGGCUUUACAACUCAGGCCGUGUCCACACAAAUGCAGUUUUCCUCUCUUUCGAACCAACAAGGGACGAUAAUUGCAUUUUUAUGUCGUUUUCACACCAAAUGGGGACGCAUUUAGGCAAGGCAAGUUUAUUUAAAUAGCACAUUUCAUACAAGUAUAAAUAAAAUAAAUAAUAUAAAAACAGCGAC
Danio rerio (zebrafish) is the source of this 3831-nucleotide messenger RNA. RefSeq names its product protocadherin 2 gamma 16 (gene pcdh2g16). Gene Ontology annotation, biological process: anatomical structure morphogenesis; homophilic cell-cell adhesion; cell adhesion. Lineage: Eukaryota; Metazoa; Chordata; Actinopteri; Cypriniformes; Danionidae. Gene Ontology annotation, cellular component: membrane; plasma membrane. The record is from RefSeq and is marked validated. Gene Ontology annotation, molecular function: calcium ion binding.